CCGCCGCUUAACCCGCCCAUCACUGCCGCAUCCCCGCCCGUCGCUGCCGAGCAUGCCAGCGCCCACCUUAACGAAAUCGAGGUAAAAGGCGAAGGCAUCCGCGUGCAGGACCACGGCUAUCGCACCCCUCCCAAGGGCAAGAGCCAGCCUAUCGCGCCCAUCAUUUUGCAAGCGCUACGUCGGCUGGAGGCUCGACCAGGCCCAGUGAAGGGCGCGGGCCUUCCCCUCCAGGGCGGGGCCUUCCCCUUAGCCGCGACGGCGCUCCUCGCAGGAAAUACACAGGCACUCAACCCGCCUUCCCCGCGAUCCCGCGGGAAGAGCCCCUGCGCUGCCCGGCGACGACCACGACUCUCUCUCUCCUUCAAGACAGCACGGCGGCCGUCGCCACAAAACCAAGGCCUCAUACAGGCGCUCCUGCGCACGCGCAAUCAGAGGCUCAGAGGCUUCGCGGAACACCUGGCAUCCCGCCGCCCACAAGCCUCCGGGGCCUUAAUGGGCCUCUAACAACGCCGUCGCCUGCUCUCGCUGACAAACUGGCCACG
Messenger RNA from Penaeus vannamei (Pacific white shrimp), 542 nucleotides. Lineage: Eukaryota; Metazoa; Arthropoda; Malacostraca; Decapoda; Penaeidae. The record is from RefSeq and is a predicted model, not a curated record.